CAAGUGAAUAGUGUCUGAGACAAUCUUAGUUGGGCGGAGGGAGUAUAAGAUUAUAUUGAAAAAAGUAGGUGUCAUAAAUAUAUGUUUAUUUAAGUGCAUGAACAUGAAUAUGCUAAUGGUGCUACAAGAACUAGACUCUCGUGAAUUCCCCUUCUCCUGCCCAGCCCGUGCUUCCCUCUUCUGCCCGUGUGUCGCCCCCAAUUGUGCCUCAAAGGCACGUCGAAGUGAUAUCCAGUUCUCUGCUAUUUCUAGCUCACCCCCAUUUAAAUCCGGGUCUCAGAUAUCUCCCAUAGCCUUUAGUCUGGCGAUGUGAAUCAGUUAAAACAGAACCCACAUUCCUAGUCAAAACAGCACACGGUUCUUGCCAGUGACUUGAACGACCGUCCUUAGCACUUACGUUCAAAUUUGCCCUUGAUCAUGACACUAUACUGCUAUAAACGAGAGUUGUAGGUAUGUGUGUAUAAUUUUAGGGUAAUUCCCCGUGCUCCUCAUUAAUUAAUGGGUAAAAUAAUUAAAAUACCCCAAAUUUUGAAAGAGUGUGAAGUAAACGCCCCAAACUUGCAUAUGUAAUUUAAAUACCCCAAACUUUAUAUGAAAAGUUAUUUUUGUACCAUGGUCAUGUAUUAUUUCUUUCAAAAAUGUUAAUUUUUUUUUUAAUUUCAUAAUAUAAAAUGUUUUAGCAUUCAUAAGCAUACAAUUAACAUUCUAAACUUCCAUUGUAAAAAAAAUAAAUCCCCCCACUCUAUAUAAUUGUAGUGUUUUUAGUUUUGUACUUUAAAUUAUGCAAUUAACACCAUAAAUUAACAUUUUUGAAAGAAAUAUUACAUAACCAUGGUGCUAAAAUAACUUUUUAUAUAAAGUUUGGGGUAUUUAAAUAACAUAUGAAAGUUUGGGGUGCUUAUCUCACAUCUCUUCAAAGUUUGGGGUAUUUGAAUUAUUUUUCCCUAUGUGCAUACCCUUAAUUGUAAUUUUAUAAUUUUAGCUACUUGUGACAGCUAGUUUUGCCAAACAGUGCUAUUUAAAACAGGCAGCUUUCAUGAAACAUCUACAGUCUUUUUCAUCUACAAGCUUUUCAGCUCAAAAAAACUAACAGUUCCUAAAAAGAUUAAAAAAGAUCUUUUCAGCUUGUCAGACCAAACAUAGCCCAACUAUACUUCAUGGUGGCCGGAAGGCGCCUCGGGAAACACUUCAAAACGAGGUGGCCGGAAGUAGCUCCUGUACUAAUCAGAAAAGCUGCCGCUGGCGCUUGCAAUACAAUUCAAAAUAUCAAGGCAAGUCCCAAGAUUAGAAGAUCAUUUAUUCAAGAGAAGAAGGCUCCAACGGAUUCAUGGUGUGGCUGCCUAUAUAAUCGAAGUGGCUGGAGAGAAAAAGAUGGCCUGACCGAGACAAAAUCAGAAGAGACAUAUUCACAAAAAUAUCAAAGUCCAAGGCGUCUGAAACUGCUCACUCAAAGUUCUAGAUAUAGUUUCUUCUUUCCCUUCUUUACAUUGUAAUGGGGUUUUGAGGAUUGGCUAAGAGCAGCCUCCUCGGGUUGAUUUGUGUGAGUGAGAGCUUUGUUGUAAAGUUGAGAGGCUCUCUACCCGCAAGGUAGAGAAGCGUAACUCUUCCUAGAGAGGAUAGAGUUGGGGUGGCUCAAUGGUAAACUAGGAGAGUUUCUCUUGUAAUCAUUCAAAGGCUUUUUAGUGGAC
Molecule: messenger RNA, 1688 nt
Organism: Cuscuta epithymum
Lineage: Eukaryota; Viridiplantae; Streptophyta; Magnoliopsida; Solanales; Convolvulaceae
Source: the annotation of a GenBank genome assembly